AUGUAUUUUCAAUUCUGCUACCGGUGCGCUAACUGCACCAAGACUUUCAAGACGAGCAAAUCUUUGCAGCGGCACGUCCGAGAAGAGUGCGGAAAAAAUCCCUUCGCGUGUCCUUGGUGUCCUAAUUUAUUUAACCUUAAGUGUAGCUUGAUAAGACACAUGAGACUUAAACAUGAUCAGGAUCUUAGAACUCGCAGAAACGACAAGUACCGCGUUAAAAUUCAAAGAAGACGAUGA
This is a messenger RNA of Cotesia congregata, 237 nucleotides long. Lineage: Eukaryota; Metazoa; Arthropoda; Insecta; Hymenoptera; Braconidae. The record is from the annotation of a GenBank genome assembly.